Molecule: messenger RNA, 978 nt
Organism: Sorex fumeus (smoky shrew)
Lineage: Eukaryota; Metazoa; Chordata; Mammalia; Eulipotyphla; Soricidae
Product: olfactory receptor 13A1
Biological process (GO): G protein-coupled receptor signaling pathway
Cellular component (GO): membrane
Molecular function (GO): olfactory receptor activity; G protein-coupled receptor activity
Source: RefSeq, a predicted model, not a curated record
AUGAAGCUGUGGGUGCAGAUUCACCUGAUAGUGUCAUCUCAUCCGAGGACCAUGAGUAAUCAGACUCUGGUAACAGAAUUUAUUCUGCAGGGCUUUUCAGAGCACCCAGAAUACCGUGUGCUCUUAUUUAGCUGUUUCCUAUCCCUCUACUCUGUGGCUAUGACAGGUAAUAUCCUCAUUAUUUUGGCCAUUACCUUCAACCCUGGGCUCCACACCCCCAUGUACUUUUUCCUCUUCAACUUGGCUACUAUGGAUGUUAUCUGCACGACCUCUAUCAUGCCCAAAGCCCUGGAAGGUCUGGUGUCAGAGGAGAGCUCUAUAUCCUAUGGGGGCUGCAUGGCUCAGCUCUAUUUUCUCACUUGGUCUGCAUCUUCUGAGCUGCUCCUCCUCACAGUCAUGGCCUACGAUCGGUACGCAGCUAUCUGCCACCCUCUGCACUACAGCACCAUGAUGAGUAAGUCAUUCUGUAGUGUGUUGGCCACGGGUGUAUGGGUGCUCUGUGCCUUCAACACAGCCAUUCACACUGGGUUGAUGUUACGCUUGAAUUUCUGUGGCCCCAAUGUCAUUACCCAUUUCUUUUGUGAGGUUCCUCCCUUGUUACUUCUAUCUUGUAGUUCCACGUAUGUGAACAGUGUCAUGAUUGUCCUAGCUGAUGCCUUUUAUGGCAUACUGAACUUCCUGAUGACCAUUGUGUCCUAUGCUUUCAUCAUCUCCAGCAUCCUAAAGAUGCGAACUGCAGAGGGGAAGAAGAAAGCCUUCUCUACCUGCUCUUCCCACCUCAUCGUGGUGUGCAUGUAUUAUACAGCUGUCUUUUAUGCGUACAUAAGCCCUGUCUCCAGCUAUAAUGCUGAGAAGAGCAAGUUGGCUGGUGUGUUGUAUACCAUGUUGAGUCCUACUCUCAACCCCCUCAUCUAUACUUUAAGAAACAAGGAGGUCAAAGCAGCGCUCAGGAAGCUUUUUCCCUCCUUCAGAAGCUAG